Molecule: messenger RNA, 1215 nt
Organism: Thermochaetoides thermophila DSM 1495
Lineage: Eukaryota; Fungi; Ascomycota; Sordariomycetes; Sordariales; Chaetomiaceae
Exons: 3
Coding region: 1-1215 (404 amino acids)
Source: RefSeq, a predicted model, not a curated record
AUGCCGACAACAAUGAAUGCUCAAGCUGUGGAGGAUGAGGAUUACCACUGGGUAGCCGCCUGGACAUCGAUGCCUCAGUUGGUAGAGCCAAAUAACAUGCCUCCAUCUCCAUUUAAUGGAGGUGGUGGGGUCUUCCGUGGUGCUACCCUCCGCCAAACCUUCUACAUGACUCUUGAUGCGGAGCGGAUCCGCCUGCAAAUCAGCAACACAUUUGGUGGCAGUGAUCUGCCUAUUACAGCAGCGACCAUUGCUUUGCCGGCUGGUGGGGGGGCCGGCGUGGCCGGGAUUGACACGUCGACGUUGAAGGAGCUGACGUUUAACAAUGGUUCGCCAUCGACCACGAUCCCGCGUGGUCAGAUUGCUUAUACGGAUCCUAUUGACUUCAAGAUCUCCUCCCAAACGAAUAUAGCUGUGUCGUUGUAUUUCCAGCACGGCCAGUCCGGUAGCAGCAUCACCGGCCACCCGGGCAGCAGGACCACGUCUCAUAUGCAGUCCGGGAACCGUAUCCGCGAGGCGACACUGGCAGGUGGCAACACCAAUCACUGGUAUUUUGUCAGCGCAGUCGACGCUUGGGUUCCUAAGAACUACAGUGCGUUUGUGAUUUUGGGCGAUAGUAUUACCGAUGGUAGAGGAAGCACGGACAACAGGAACAACCGCUGGCCGGAUCUUCUCCUUGCUCGCCUGAAGAAGGAAGGCAUCAACCACAUUAGCAUUGCCAACCAGGCUGCCGGCGGGAACGCCAUUCUCUCGGGUGGUCUUGGUCCCACGCUUCUCUCCCGUUACAAGCGCGAUGCUUUGGGGGUAGCCGGCGUCAAAUACGUCAUGAUCUUCGAGGGCGUUAAUGACCUCGGCAACAGCAGCCCCGACUCUGGGACGCAAAAUUCUCUGGCAAUACGGCUGCAGCAAGCAUAUGGUCAAAUUGCACGCGACUGCCAUGCAGCAGGCAUCAAAACCAUUGGAGCCACUAUCGCACCUUUCAGUGGCAGUGGCCAGUCGUACUCGAACCCGGCGCGCGAGCAAACCCGAGUUCGGGUGAACAACUGGAUCUUGAACAGUGGCACCUUCAACGCAACAGUUGACUUUGGAGUUGUUCUGGCCGACCCAGCUCAGAAGAGCCAGUUGGCCAGAGAGUAUGAUGGCGGGGACCACUUGCAUCCGAAUGUAGCAGGUUUCCAGGCCAUGGCGGACGCUGUCCCUUUGGACUUCUUUAACUGA